Molecule: messenger RNA, 955 nt
Organism: Sorghum bicolor (sorghum)
Lineage: Eukaryota; Viridiplantae; Streptophyta; Magnoliopsida; Poales; Poaceae
Product: protein TWIN SISTER of FT
Exons: 2
Coding region: 139-672 (177 amino acids)
Source: RefSeq, a predicted model, not a curated record
UAAGCUAGCUAGCAGCAUUUCAGCUUGGCAAAGCUCCAAGAUAUAUAUAUAUAGCUAGUGUACGCACGUCGUCUUAAGAGUUUGUGCCAUCGAUCUUUCGAUCGAUAUAAUCAGCGCUAGCUAGCUAGCUAUAGCAUCAUGUCGUCGAGGGAUCCGCUAGUGGUUGGAAGCAUCGUGGGCGACAUCGUGGACUACUUCUCAGCGUCGGCGCUGCUCCGAGUUAUGUACGGCGGGCGCGAGAUCACCUGCGGGUCGGAGCUCAGGCCGUCCCAGGUCGCCGGCGAGCCGACGGUGCACAUCACCGGAGGCCGCCGCGACGGGACGCCGGCGUUCUACACACUGCUGAUGCUGGACCCUGAUGCGCCCAGCCCAAGCAACCCGACCAAACGGGAGUAUCUCCAUUGGUUGGUGACUGAUAUACCAGAAGGAGCUGGUGCCAAUCAUGGGAACGAGGUGGUGGCGUACGAGAGCCCCCGGCCAUCGGCGGGGAUCCACCGGUUCGUGUUCAUCGUGUUCCGGCAGGCGAUCCGGCAGUCGAUCUACGCGCCGGGGUGGCGCGCCAACUUCAACACCAGGGACUUCGCCGCCUGCUACAGCCUCGGACCGCCUGUCGCCGCCACCUACUUCAACUGCCAGAGGGAGGGCGGCUGCGGUGGCCGGAGGUACAGGUGAUGGAUCAAGCGACAGCAUAGAAACAAUGCAAGACGACGGUGACCCAUCAUGCAUAUAACAAGCUAGCGAGCUAGCUAGCUAGUACACAUACCACAACAAUAAUCUUCGUUGUUGGUUGCUUCAACGAUAUAUAUAUGCAACUGAUUUAGAAAAUAGUCAAGGGUAAUUUAUGGGACACAAACACAAUAGUGCGUCGGACGGUCGGAGUGUAUAGGCUUCGAUGCUCGUCCUUAUAUACAAAAGUCCAUCGUCUGCAGGUCAAAUUAUGGACUAUUGGUAUGUC